AUGGGACCAAUGGGGACGCUGGGUGAAGAAAACCAGACAGAUGAAGUGAAAAUGGAGCUCUUCACUAGGCUAUACGUGCCAAGACUCACCACACCCCUAAGUGAGCUGGCACCUGACCCCAAACCAGAACUGAAAGACAGCACCAUGUUGGUUGAAGUGCAAAUCAUACUCAUCUUUGCUUAUUGCUCUAUCAUCCUACUGGGGGUGAUCGGCAACUCCCUGGUGAUCCAUGUGGUUAUCAAGUUCAAAAGCAUGCGGACUGUGACUAACUUCUUCAUUGCCAACCUGGCAGUAGCUGAUCUGCUGGUGAAUACACUGUGCCUGCCCUUUACCUUAGUUUACACACUAUUAGGAGAAUGGAAACUGGGACCACAACUGUGCCACCUGGUGCCUUAUGCCCAAGGUCUUGCAGUACAUGUGUCUACUGUCACUUUGACUGUGAUUGCCUUGGAUCGGCAUCGCUGUAUAGUCUAUCAUUUAGAGAGCAAAAUCUCUAAGCGGAUCAGCUUCCUGAUCAUUGGGGUCACUUGGGCUGUCAGUGCCCUCUUAGCCAGUCCCCUGGCCAUCUUCCGUGAGUAUUUUCUGAUUGAGCUCAUUCCUGGUUUUGAAAUUGUGGUCUGCUCUGAAAAGUGGCCUGAUGAAGGACAGCUGAACUAUGGCACCAUCUACAGUGUCUCCAUGCUCCUUAUACAAUAUGUUUUGCCUUUGGCAAUCAUUUCUUAUGCCUACAUACGCAUUUGGACCAAACUAAAGAAUCAUGUAAGCCCUGCGGCUGGGAAUGACCAGUAUCACCAACGGCGGCGAAAAACCACCAAGAUGCUGGUGUGUGUGGUGGUGGUAUUUGCUGUAAGCUGGCUUCCCUUUCACACUUUCCAGCUGGUCAGUGAUAUUGAUAGCAAGGUGUUAAAUCUAAAAGAAUACAAACUGAUCUAUACAGUGUUUCAUGUCAUUGCCAUGUGCUCGACUUUUGCUAACCCCCUUCUCUAUGGCUGGAUGAAUAACAACUACAGGACGGCCUUUCUCACAGCAUUCCAGUGUGAGCAGCGGCUGGACUCCAUUCAUCCUGAAGUAUCAACAGCAAUCAAAGUCAAGAAGAACCUAGAAGUAAAAAAGAGUCAUUGCACUGGAGGCCCUUUCACACAACCUACCAAUGUCUAAGAAGUCAGGUUUAAAAGAGGAAAUGAAUACACUAUGGACAUAGAGAUAAAUCAAUUCUGCCAGAUGCAUUGUUAAUGUGUAGUUUGUAAUCAUAUAAGGUGGAAGAAAACUGGCAACUAACAUAAAGCAUCUGUUGUAUGAUUCCCAUGGAGUUGGUUUGCUGUCAACCAUAUAAAAUAACACAACUCCAAAGAAAGAAGAGAGAUGUUGUCCAUGACUGUCUGUGUUGCGAUUAAAGGAAUUUUUCCUUUUGUUCUAAGUCAGUCAUGAGAAAGGCAGAGAAGGUGUGUGUUAUUCUUGCCUUAAGGAAGCAGUUUCUUCCUAGGGAGUGUCAAAACUGGAAGUUGGCUGAGUAGAAAUUAUAAGCCUGGCAAAGAGAGAAAAGGGAGUCCUUUAGAAGACCAUGGCACACUUUAAGAGGAAGGCUGGGAAUUGCUGUUGAAGCUCAUGCUUUCUGUCUCUUCUCCAUUUCAACUGCUCUGCAAAAAAGAGGGUUAUCUUAAAGAGAGAACAUACCGCUAUUUUUUACUUGUAUUUAAGUAAUUUAAAUAAGGAAUUUCUAGAGGGAGCUUAAAAAUGGAGUUUAAGCUGAGAAAGGUGAAGUUUCUACCUAAAUUAUAAUCUGGUUUCUUCUAAAUCACAUGGCAUAAUAAAUACUUCCUUAUAACUAACUAAGGGUAAGAUGAAGAGAAAAUUUUAAAUCUGGGACCUGAUCCCAGGGCUGGCCCUAGGGAAAAUGGCCUCCUGGGCAAACUUGUAUUUUGGCUCCCCGCCCUGAGUCAGUGGCACUGCUGCACGCAGAGGCAGGUGGGCAGGGAUGCAGGGUGUAGUCCAGCGGGGAGGUGGAGCAGCAUGGUUUACCAGGCAGAUGGGUGGGCAGGCACUGCUGCUGCUGUGCACGAGCAAGGCAAGCGGACUGGAGCAGGGGGCACUCUGCUUGCACGUGCCUGGCUUGGCUCCUUCUGCGCAGUGGCUGGAGGUGAGGGGCAGGCUGGGCUGGGCACCAUUCCUCCUGCCUGGGGUGGGGAUUGGCCAGGGGGGGGGAAGAGUGCUGCUAUAAGCGUUGGCUGCUCGUGUGUUUGCGUGCAUGUGUGGUGUGUGUGUGUGUGUGUUUGUACAUGUACUACCCACAUAGCCCACCCAUAAGGUCGGCCCUGCCUGAUCCUGCAUUCAUAGUGCACACAGACAUUUCAUUCUGCAUUAGAAAUAGCUAAAUAGACCAAUGCUUUCAGGUGGCAAUUUUGGGCAUGUAGUGAAUGCAGGCUUGGGUCGUCCAUGAACACUUUUUAAAUUGAGGGAGCUGUUCAUGUUUGGUCUUUCAGGUACUGCUGAAGCUUCUAAAGUAUUAUUACCUCUACAGGCUUUGAAUUGUUCCUGCUUUAUUCCACAAUAAUAAAGUGGGAGAGAAUUUGAAAGUUUAGGAAGGCUGCUAUGAUAAUAUGCUUUUCAGUGUUUGUGGUUUUGUCUUGCACGUUUUGUUGUGAAGCUUUUUCCAUUUUCACACUCUAAGAUUAGAAACGAAGUGUAAUCUAGUACCAGUAUCCUCAGUUUGCAUAUAUUAACCAAUUAACUCUGCAUGUUGUAGUUAAUAGUUACAUUUCUUUUGCUCAGGUAUAAAACUUUAAACUGUAUUGUACACAGCGAAGUGCAACUCUUCUGUGUCUUUGUUUAGCUUCUUUGAACUCAUUAAAGUUAAAGAAAUCAAGAUAAUUUUAACCACUAUUUUUUUC
Alligator sinensis (Chinese alligator) is the source of this 2888-nucleotide messenger RNA. It is a transcript of the gene NPY2R, whose product is annotated as neuropeptide Y receptor Y2. Gene Ontology annotation, molecular function: neuropeptide Y receptor activity. The coding region runs from base 1 to 1158 and encodes 385 amino acids. NCBI's taxonomy places the organism in Eukaryota, Metazoa, Chordata, Crocodylia, Alligatoridae. The record is from RefSeq and is a predicted model, not a curated record. Gene Ontology annotation, cellular component: membrane. Gene Ontology annotation, biological process: G protein-coupled receptor signaling pathway. The transcript has a single exon.